AUUUAGCAAGCUAUAAAAGCUCUUGCAAUGAAAAAAAUCUUAAACACUUUCUACAAUGAAUUCCAACUUUUUUUUCAUUUUAUUCUUUAAUAUAGGUCUAGUGGUGUGUAAAGGAAAAGAUGUGAAUCAAAAUAUAGAUCAAAACACGGAAACUGUUUUACCAAAAUCUGAAAUUGCAAAAAAGCAAAACGAGCUAAUUGAUGUUCUAAAAAACGCCAAGUCGACGGAAGAAGUUCUUAUUGGCUAUGGAGUACGUGACCUUUUAAAGUUAAUCAAAAGAUCUCCUAUAACUGGCAGUUCAACAUACGGGAUAGCUCCAAAACCUGGGCAAAGUUUAGAUAGUAGUACAUCAGUUGAGUUUACUGAAUAUGAAUGCGCAAUACGACCGCGAAUUGUUGACGUGGACUUUGUUCCAGGCUACUUUACCUUUCCAGCAUGUAUACAAGUUAAUGAAUGUAGUGGUUGUACCACAAAAUCAUUAAUAUACAAAUGCGUUCCAGACGAACAAGUUAAUGUUAUUGCAAACGUAGUGGACAUUGAUUAUUCCGGAGGUUUCAGAAUUAGAAAAGUAACCACGCUGCAACCAAAAAGCUGUAAAAUGGAGUGCCGUAUAAAGGCUUCAGAUUGCACGCCAGGUCAAGUGUAUGAUCCAAAUAGCUGUACAUGUUCUUGUUCUUCUUCUAUUGAGAAGUGUCCAGUUGGAAAACAGUGGUCUAUUGUGAACUGCGCUUGCGCCUGUUCCGAAGUAAAAACAUGUUCUUCUAACAAAAUAUGGAAUAAAGACUCAUGCACAUGUCAAUGCAUUCCAAAAGUAUGUCUUCCGUCACAAAAGCAAGACCUUAUCUCAUGCAAUUGUGUUUGAAUGUUAAUUGAUUAAAACCUUUUUAUAUAAGUACAGUAAUUGAAAAAAGAUUUUUUUUUAUUGCUGUUUGAUUAUUCGAUAACUUAAUUAGUUUUUCUAACAAUAUUUUGUAACUUUUAGUUGAAUAAAAAUAUAAUAUAGAAAAGUUUUUUUAUUUUUUUGACCAACAAACAUAUGAAUUAAUUUAAUUACGGAUUUUUUUUUUUCAAUUAUUGUAAACGUUUUCGGAUACUGGUAAAUAUUUUUGGUUAAUAGUGUUUUGCACAACACUCAAUACAAUAACUUGGAGUUUUUUUUUAUGUGUAGAUUGCAACUCUUCCAAUAAAUAUAUUUCUUAAUUGUUA
Messenger RNA from Hydra vulgaris (swiftwater hydra), 1206 nucleotides. Its product is annotated as vascular endothelial growth factor C. Gene Ontology annotation, molecular function: growth factor activity. NCBI's taxonomy places the organism in Eukaryota, Metazoa, Cnidaria, Hydrozoa, Anthoathecata, Hydridae. The record is from RefSeq and is a predicted model, not a curated record. Gene Ontology annotation, cellular component: membrane.